UCACUUGUGCGGCCAUGUCAGUGACAACCCUCGAGAUCUCGGUACCAGACAGGGAGCGGGUCAUCAAGGCCGCGAUCCAAGCCAAGGAGUAUGCGUACUCCCGCUACUCCAAGUUCCGUGUAGGGGCGGCCCUGCUAUCCGUUGAUGGCCAGGUCAUCAAGGGCUGCAACGUCGAGAACGCGUCUUAUGGUGGAACAAUCUGCGCAGAGCGCACCGCAUUCGUCAAAGCCGUCAGCGAAGGUGUCACAUCGUUCACGGCCCUCGCUGUGACCUCAGAUGUCAGGGCCCCGCUCUCCCCGUGUGGCCUUUGCAGGCAGGUCAUCCGCGAGUUUUGCGCGCAGAAGAUGCCCAUCUUCCUGGUACCCGCGGACUACGAGGCUCGCGUAGCGAAAGGGGAAACGGAUGGCGGUAUUAAGGAGACAAGCAUCGAAGAGCUGCUUCCCCACAGCUUCGGGCCGGAGGACCUCGAGUUGCCCAGGGUGCCCGCAUGAAUCCGGGCGAGAUUCUGAUGUACACUCAUUGCUUAUACCUGAGACUUACAUGAUGCAUACUCAUGACCAAGAAUUUAUGUAUCAAA
This is a messenger RNA of Phanerochaete carnosa HHB-10118-sp, 577 nucleotides long. RefSeq lists its product as uncharacterized. NCBI's taxonomy places the organism in Eukaryota, Fungi, Basidiomycota, Agaricomycetes, Polyporales, Phanerochaetaceae. The transcript is spliced from 5 exons. Gene Ontology annotation, molecular function: cytidine deaminase activity; zinc ion binding. Bases 15 to 491 code for a protein of 158 amino acids. The record is from RefSeq and is a predicted model, not a curated record. Gene Ontology annotation, cellular component: cytosol.